AUGGACCAGCAGGUCAUCUCCAAUUUUAAAAAACUCUACACAAGGGAGCUUUUCCGGCGAUGCUUUGAGAUGACAGAUCGCUCAAGCCUCACCCUCCAUGAAUUUUGGAGAGAGCAUUUUGACAUUGUGAGCUGUCUGCAGAUUAUCACCAUUGCCUGGAUCGGGGUCAGCCAGAUAAACCUAAAUUCUGCUUGGCGCAACCUGUUGCCAGACUGUGUUGUGAAACCUGCCUCCAGGGCUUCUGCACCUGCACCAGAGUCAGCAGUGUUGGAGGAAAUUGUUUCCUUGGGGAGGACCAUGGGCCUGGAGGUGACUGAGGAGGAUGUCUACGAACUGGUGGAGGAACACGACCGUGACCUAACCACCGAGUUGCUGGUGGAAUUGCAGAAGGAGGUGAUGGAGGAACAGACCGCAUUUGGGGAGGAGGAGGAAAUGAGUGAGGAACAACUCUCUUCCAUGGAACUCAAGGAGGCAUGCCAAAUGUGGGUAAACCUACAGACUUUUGUACAGCAGCACCACCCAGAUAAGGCUCUAGCUUACAGACUUGUGAGCAGUUUUGACACAGACAUCAUGUCCCCUUUCUGA
Molecule: messenger RNA, 585 nt
Organism: Pelobates cultripes (western spadefoot toad)
Lineage: Eukaryota; Metazoa; Chordata; Amphibia; Anura; Pelobatidae
Source: the annotation of a GenBank genome assembly